Molecule: messenger RNA, 1525 nt
Organism: Hibiscus syriacus
Lineage: Eukaryota; Viridiplantae; Streptophyta; Magnoliopsida; Malvales; Malvaceae
Product: ethylene-responsive transcription factor ERF054-like
Exons: 1
Coding region: 122-1219 (365 amino acids)
Biological process (GO): regulation of DNA-templated transcription
Molecular function (GO): DNA-binding transcription factor activity; DNA binding
Source: RefSeq, a predicted model, not a curated record
AACUCGCCGUCUCCGUUUCUGUUACUGCAUUCGAUUUAUACAUUUUAUUUGCUUGAUCUUCCCAUCUGAAAGUCAUCGAAGUCUCAUUUAUAUAGAGAAAAGGUGCUGCUUAUCGGUAUCAAUGGAUGCUUCAAAUAAUAGUGGAGACGAGACACAGAGGCGUCAAUGGAAGCCAGUCUUUGACGAAGCUGCCAUGUCGAAAAGGCCUCUCAAGAAGAUCCGUAGCCCUGAACGAGAAACCCCUUUUCAAUUCUCUCCUUCUUUAGCUCAUCCGUCUUCUUCAUCGGAUGCUCCUUUGCCAUCUUCGAGUCUGGCUUUACCUUUUCAUUUUGAUGCAUCUCAACGUUAUGGAAACAAUCCAACUCUCGUGCCGUCAUUCCGACCGUCGCCUCAAAAUCCGCAACACGGUGUCGUUUACCACCCGAUUUUCUCGGGAGAAUCGUCUCUAUGGCCUCAGCAACAUCAGCAGCAGCAGCAGCAGCAACUGGUUCAGUACUGGAGCAAUGUGUUGAAUUUGAGUCCGAGAGGGAGGCUGAUGAUGAUGAGCAGAUUGGGGCAGCAGGAUGGGACAGGGAGACAAUUGUUUAGGCCGCCGGUGCAACCGAUAAGUGCUACCAAGCUUUACCGGGGAGUGAGACAGAGGCAUUGGGGUAAAUGGGUAGCCGAAAUCCGACUUCCCAAAAACAGGACUCGUCUUUGGCUCGGCACGUUCGACACGGCCGAAGAUGCCGCCUUAGCCUACGAUCGCGAAGCGUUCAAGUUGAGAGGAGAGAAUGCAAAGCUCAAUUUCCCCGAGCUUUUCCUCAAUAAGGACCAGAAUCUCCCACUACAACAACAGGAGGAUCAGAAGCCGCAGCCUCCAGAAACGGAAACGUUACAAGAACAGGCAGCAGAGCCUGAAGAAGAAAACGUCGACACCGAUUCGGGGAUGACGACGGAGGGUUCGGGAGUUGGGGAUUGCGUAUCGGGUUCCCAGGAAAUGGAAUGGGGAGCCAUGGCAGAGGCGUGGUUGAAUGCGAUUCCAGCAGGCUGGGGACCUGGUAGCCCAGUGUGGGAUGAUUUAGACACCGAAAAGAAUCUUCUUUUCCCCUCAAAUCUUCCUUCCACAGAUCAAAAUCAGCAGCAGCAACAACAACAACAACAACAAAACAGUUCAUCUCCUCCUCUUUCAGCUUCUUGUCCAGCAAAACGCUUCUUCUGGAAAGAUCAAGAUUACUAAGUGAACCAUAUCAUCCAUCUUUCUAGUAAUAUAGCCAUUCUUUGCCCGCAGAUUUCACUUAUAAUUAGCAGAUUUCUUCACCACAACUGAUCGACCUGUGGUGGUUCAUUUAGUAGGAUCGGCAUCUAUUAGCUGCAGCCCCACCAUGAUUCAUAUAUUCCCAGUAACCACGUGCGAAAAGGUUGCGUAUCAUUUUUUCUGGCCUUUUAGCAGUGACAAAUCUCAUGUCUUCCAAUGUCUUUAAAUUAGCUUUAGGUCUUGCACGAUUGCACCAUGUUUUUUUGUUUUAGUAAUAAAAUCCAAUUU